This is a messenger RNA of Zasmidium cellare ATCC 36951, 1056 nucleotides long. Its product is annotated as glycoside hydrolase family 5 protein. Gene Ontology annotation, biological process: glucan catabolic process. Bases 1 to 1056 code for a protein of 351 amino acids. The record is from RefSeq and is a predicted model, not a curated record. Gene Ontology annotation, cellular component: extracellular region; cell surface. The transcript has 3 exons. Lineage: Eukaryota; Fungi; Ascomycota; Dothideomycetes; Mycosphaerellales; Mycosphaerellaceae. Gene Ontology annotation, molecular function: beta-glucosidase activity.
AUGGCCAAAGAUAUACCACUCUGGCGAGGCUUCAAUGUCGUUGAUCUGUUCUCAACCAGCGUCAGGUGGAAGGAGCAUUUUCCUAUGAACGAUGGAGUCGUUGCUGAAAAAGAUUUCGCCAUGAUUCGGGAGCUUGGUUUCAACUUCGUACGGAUUCCGAUGUCGUACUUGUUUUUCGGCAAAGGCAUGUUUGGCCGCACCCCGGACGAGAAGCGGCUGUUCCUCAUCGACCGAGUCGUGGAUUAUGGUAAAAAGUACCAGAUUCACGUGCUACUGGCUUUUCAUCGUGCUCCGGGCUACUGCGUGACUGCUAGCAGUCCGUUUGAUUUCCCAGAAAAGGGGGAUCUUUUCAGCAACAGCGAGGACCAAGAGGAUUUUGUGACGUGGUGGCGAACGCUGGCCGAACGGUAUCGCCAUGUCCCGGCAGAUGCGCUCAGCUUCAAUCUUGUCAACGAACCGACCUGCGAUCGAUGCAAUCACGAAAUCAGCCCCGGUCGCCUCAUUCAUGUUGAAGGCCCUCUGCGAAUGGUCGAUGGCAAUCUGAAGCUCGUCCCGGCGCCAGCUAGCAUUGCUACUCUCCCGAACGUCGUUAACUCGGUGCAUUUCUACAGCCCAGUUGCGUUGACCCAUCACCGUUGCCCAUGGGUUCCGAUAGCCCAGGACGCCGAGCCGCUCUCUUGGCCGUAUCAUGGUAGCGGUAUUGGACCGGAUGGCGACAGGCUGUGGGACCGUGAUACCAUCCGAGAGCAACUGAAACCCUUUCUCGACUUGGCAGAGGCAGGACACGCUAUUCACGUGGGUGAGAUGGGAGCGUACUCAGCAUUGCCGCACGAUGUCUACAUCUCAUACUGCAAAGAUCUCAUGAACAUCCUCGCCCAAUAUCGAGUUGGCUACGCUAUGUGGAACUUUCGCGGUCCGUUCGGCAUAUUGGACAACAGGCGCACUGACACCGACUAUUUCGACUUUCAUGGCCAUAAGCUCGACCAGAAGCUGCUCGACGUAACAAAGCCAAAGACUGGGUGGUACAAGGUCACAAGCACCGAGAUGGUACACUGA